AUGAGUCCCAGCCAACUCUCCGUUCAGCACCCGGACAGCUCCCGCGGCUUUCAGCUGUGCACUUCAGUGUCCACAGGAGUGCAGCUGAGGAGGGAGCUGUCUUCUGACCCAGUAAAUGUGUCACGGGCAGCAGAUGCCAUCUCGCAGGGGGACAGGCUGUUGUCCGAGGAGGAGCAGGUGACCCUGAUCACGGAGAGCAUGUCGGUCACCUCGGCCGACGAGGAGAAGCUGCUGCUGCUGAACAAGAACACGGAGCUGCGCAGACUCAACAAGGAGCUGAUGAAGCUGAAUGAGGACUGGGACCACAUCUACCGCAGCACCACCAUGGGCCUGGAGCAGCGUCUGGGAGCCGUGGAGCAGGAGAGCUCCGCCCUCAAGCAGCUCAACAGCAGGCUGCUGCUGAAAGUGGAGCACGAGCAGAGUAAGAGGGAGUACUAUGAGCAGACUCUACUGCAAGAGCUCAAGAAGAACCAGCACCUGCAGGAGUAUGUUCGACUGCUGGAAGCCCGUCUGCACCACAGCAAAACUGACAGAGAUUGGCUAGGGGGCGCUCUGAAUGGAUUGGAGGUGACUCGACCCCCACAAACAGGCAGCCCGUCUGAGUCUAGCCGAGAGGAAUGCCAGGGGUCCAGCUGUAACCCCGCUCUGCCGCUGGGGUCACCCUCUGCUGUUUCAGGCAGAAGGAGCAGGAGCCAGGCAAACAGGAGCUCUCCCUGCAGGGAGUCGGAGGAAGAAGCAAUCACUGUGAAACAGGUGCAGGACCUGAAAGAUCAGCUAGAGGCACUGCGAUGCCAGACACGGAUCUAUGAGGCCGACUACAAGAUGGAGCACAAAGGCCACCAGCGCAUGCUGUUGGAGAACAAGAAACUGCGCAGGAAGGAGGGCGAGAUGCGCCAGCAGAUGGCACUGUUGCAGGAGCAGCUGAAGGUUUAUGAAGACGACUUCCAGAAGGAACGCUCAGAUAAACAGGUGCUGCAGCGCCUCCUGUUGAAGAAGUCCCCUCCCAAUGACCCCGUCCUUGUCCACCGCUGCAACAACGACCAAGAGCACCCAGUAGGGGAGAGGGAGUGGCGGAGGGACAGGGAGAAAGGCGGCACACGGCACCCUCCCUCCACCAAGCAUAGCGAGCGGCGUGGGCACAAGGCAGACUGCCCCCACCACCCAUGCCCUCAGCGGCAUGCAGAGGACAAGUCACCCUUCUCUGUAGACUACAACUAGACCCCUGCACUCAGACACAAAUGUGCAAAUACAAACACAAACACACACACUCAAACGGUACACAUAUACACAUACACAAA
Molecule: messenger RNA, 1298 nt
Organism: Megalops cyprinoides (Indo-Pacific tarpon)
Lineage: Eukaryota; Metazoa; Chordata; Actinopteri; Elopiformes; Megalopidae
Exons: 8
Coding region: 1-1218 (405 amino acids)
Biological process (GO): regulation of transcription by RNA polymerase II; cellular response to lipopolysaccharide
Source: RefSeq, a predicted model, not a curated record